AUGCAUCCUACGGAUCCAUUAGAGAGAGCAUUAGUUCGUUCUACUUGCUCUGAAGCUUACUUGGAUGACAUUACUGCUGGUUAUGUCAAGAUGUUAGAUACUAGUGUGCAAGUGAACAAGCUGGUUGUUCAUGAGGAAUGGACAGAGAGUUCUGAGAUGGCUGCUAAAUGA
Arabis nemorensis is the source of this 171-nucleotide messenger RNA. NCBI's taxonomy places the organism in Eukaryota, Viridiplantae, Streptophyta, Magnoliopsida, Brassicales, Brassicaceae. The record is from the annotation of a GenBank genome assembly.